This is a messenger RNA of Octopus bimaculoides (California two-spot octopus), 3059 nucleotides long. RefSeq lists its product as uncharacterized. The record is from RefSeq and is a predicted model, not a curated record. NCBI's taxonomy places the organism in Eukaryota, Metazoa, Mollusca, Cephalopoda, Octopoda, Octopodidae.
GAGACAACAGCAGUAAGCAAAGUCUUCAUCAUCUUGUAAACAAGCCCAGUAGCAGGCAAAUUGCAGUGAUAUAUACCAGUAGCUAUAACAAAACCAGCAGCAGCACCAUCACCACCACCACCACAGUGUGUUGUAGUUGUGGUUCUUGUUGUUGUUGUUACCUGUCAGUAAGAGCAGGAAGGGAUGUGGUGUAGUUGUUGUUGCCGUUGUUGGCGGCGGAGGUGGCGGUAGCAGUGACAAGGGCGGUGGUGGUGGUGAUGUUGGUGUUUGCGAUGUUUUAUGUGUUGUGUAAAGUCGACACAGACCCAAACAAUAACAACUCCUAAUGGGCUUUUUUCCCUUUUUUUGUUCCCUUUUAAACCAACAACAACAACAACAACAACAAGUCUUACAAAUCUGACUCUACCAAUUUUAAUUUUCCUGAUGACUAAAUAAAAUUAAACUUAUCUUUAUUUUGGAUUACAAGAUAUUUCCUACAUAUAAAAGGAACCAGGGAAAAGAAAACUGGAAUAUUUUCUAAUACAAAUGGUAAUGUGUCUUUCUAUCGUACAAAAUGUUUCUGGAAGAAAUUCAAAGAACUCUCCAAGAGCGCCACUUGCAAUCUAGAUCUCAUAAACAGUUUGUCUUGGAUAAACUAGAUGUCUCCAUAUUCUUAGCAUGGAUUCUUCAACAAUAUGACUUCAGUGAAUUAAAAUUUGCAUCUGACAAAAACUAUAGAGAUUUGUCGGGGUUAUCCAAUCGGCUGUGUCAGCUGAGUUUGGUGUAUGGUGGGAAUCUGGUAACAUCCAUCAAUAAAUUUAGUAUGCAACGGUUAUUUGGUUCUCCGUCUGUUUGUUGCCGCCAUCAUAAGUUCUCUUGCCUACCGCAAAUUGCUGAUAUUUCUGAUAUGUGCCACAUGGUGGAAUUGAAGAACUCUGUGGCAGAGAUUAAUAACAACAACAACAACAACACAACCAACAACUACAAUACUAAUAAUAAUUAUAACAACAAUAACAAUGAUAACAACAACAUUAACAACAAUAAUAAUAAUAAUACAUUUGUUAGAGAGACUAAGUCAUUUUCAGCAUUUACACAGAUCCCUUGUGAACGGAACGGUUCACAGAAAAUCUGGCUGAUGAAUGAAAAUCAAUUGUGUUUUGACAAAUGUUCAAAUGCGAACAGAAACCAUCAACUCUGCUCAUCUGUCAGUUGUUUAAAUAAAACGGAUAUUGAUCAGAAAACACUUUCUGAUGAUUCACCAGACAAUCUGACUGACCUCAAGAAAUGUACUUGCCCUCAUAGUCCGUCUCUGCCUCUCACUCCUCAGCCGAGAAGACUCAGUCAAAAUGCUAAUCAAACUGAAUUCGAAGAAUGUUCUAAUUAUUAUUAUUAUUAUUAUUAUUAUUAUACUGUGCCUCCUUUUGCAGAAACAAUUUCUGUCGAAACUGGUGAAACAUUUGCAGUCCAUUCAAAGACUUUGAUGAGCGACAGUUUGUCAUCAGCUUCACUGUGUCACCAUAACAACCAGCCAGUUCAGAAUGAAAGGGAUGCACAAAUACAUCACAGCCGUUCCGUAUUUCCUGAUGUUCGUUCUACAUCUGCAGAUCUUCACCGUUCAUUCAGCUCCUCUUGUUCAUUACAUGUCUGGGAAGAAAGACUGGAUGAAGAAUGUAAUCUCUACAUGCUAGAUCAGAUACAGCCACAACUUCAGAGAAAUUUAGAAAAUCCUAUUGCGAAACUAUUAUCCACUGGAGAUGAUAUGCAUUUCAUACCAAUCGGAGAGGAGUUAAUGUUGAAAGUGAGGUCUUCAUAGAGAAUUUUACCAACCAAAUCCUAAACCUACCUACAGCAGAUGUCUGAAACCUGCCAUUAAUUUCGGUGGUUCCGGGAAGAUAUUUAAAAGCUGCCUGCACAAAUCUUAUUUGUAUGCAAAAAAACAGAAAACAUAAGACAAAAAAAUAUCAGAACCUGCAGAAAUUCUAUAGGUGAUUUUAUUUACUACAAUAUUGCAAUAUGUAAGCAGUUUGGGUUUUUUUUUUUUAAACUUUCAGCUGCAUAUAUAUCUUCAUCUUUAUACAUUUCUGCCUUUUAUCAGAAACAGCGUUGCCAUGAUGCUCAUCUCAUCUGUUCAAGUUGUUCAUUUUAGUUCUAAUUAAAGGCGGACACAAUCUCUAUUUUUUAAUUGUUUCAACUUUUAAUCAGUCUGUUCCAGUUGUUUUGACAGACUGAUUAUUUUUCUAAGUCCAAUCAACUUAAGAAUUUUUGCUCAUUAUUGAUAAACCAAAGCAUUCUAUCAUAGCAUGUAGAACAUUUGGAACUAUUUAACCUUUGUCGGUUAUGUCUUCUAUUUGUCUCUUGUCAGUGUAAUAUCUUACUUAUUCAUAUAUACAUACUAACAUACACGUGUGUGUAUAUAUGUAUAUAUAUAUAACAAAAAUAUAUACUUACUGUCAUGCACAUGUAUGUAUAAAAUCUCUUUUGUAUGUAAUUCAAUAGAUGUUUUUGAAAAUGUUAUAAUUCCAUUUUACAGUUAAUUAGUUAAUUAUUAAACAAUGCUCAAAAACUUUAAUUAUUUAGACCAAUAUUUAAUAGUCAGAGCAUUUCUUCCUAGAAUUGCAUCCAUUUUUAAUGGUGUUUAUUCUUUUGUUGUUGUUGUUUUUUUUUCUCUAAUGAAAUUCUUUUUUGAGUUUCCAUUUGUGACUUUUAUUUCCUCAUAUAGAGAGGAGAACAGUUUAUAAUCAAUCAAUCAAUCAAUCAAUCAAUUAUAUUUGUCAAUCCUCAUUAAUCUCCUUUGCGGUGUUCGCGUUUUGACUUUGAUAAGAAAACCUAACUCGACAGUCAUUUUUUUUUUUUUAACAAUUAACAUCUCAUUAAUUACAUUCAAUUUCUUUUUUUUUUCUGCAGAUUACAAAAAAAAAAAAAGGGAUAAAUUUGCACUUAACUAUUUCUUAAUUGUAAAAUUGUACAUUUUGUAAAUAUGUUUAUAAAAUUUCUAAUUGUUAAAUGAGCUGUUGGUUAUAAAAAAAGAAAACAAAAAAAAAUUUUCUCAUAUUUCAAAUUUAACAAAAUACAUCGCGGUU